UCAUCUGCAUGUCUUCGUCAGCCUUCCUCGCUCUUGCUCUUUUCGAUUCCGAAACCAGAAGCAGAAGAGAUGCCCAGACCAAAUCUUCGUUCCUUCAACACCAUAGCAACCGUCUCUUCUGUUAAUAUCUUACCUCUAAGGAAACACCCAUUGAUCCUCUUCUUCUCCUCACUGCCUCAUCAGUUGCAGAGCCCAAUUCAACACCAGAAACAUCAACAAGCUUUCGAUUCCUCCAAUACAGAUGGUUCAAAUUCAUCAAUUGGGUCUCCUGUCAGAGUCCAGAAGCUCAUAGCUUCGCAACGGGACCCUCUACUGGCAAAGGAAAUCUUCGAGUAUGCCUCUCGCCAACCCAACUUCCGUCACUCUUACUCUACCUACCUCAUUCUCAUUCUCAAAUUGGGUCGCGCCAGAUACUUCUCCCUCGUUGAUGAUCUCCUUCGUCGCUUGAAAUCGGAUUCGCAACCCAUUACUCCGACACUCUUUUCAUACUUAAUCAAAGUCUACGGUGAAGCUGAUUUGCCCGAUAAAGCCCUCAAAACCUUCUAUACUAUGAUGCAAUUCGAUUGCAAACCUUUACCCAAACACCUGAACCGCAUUCUUGAAGUUCUCGUGGCGCACAGGAAUUAUGUGCGACCCGCUUUUGAUCUCUUCAGAGAUGCCCAUAGGUAUGGCGUUUUGCCUAAUACAAGGUCAUACAAUAUUUUGAUGCGGGCAUUCUGUUUAAAUGGGGACAUAAGUAUUGCCUACUCACUGUUCAACAAAAUGUUCAAGAGAGAUCUCGUUCCAGAUAUAGAUUCUUAUAGGAUUUUGAUGCAGGGAUUGUGUAGGAAGAGUCAAGUAAAUGGGGCCGUUGAUUUGUUGGAGGAUAUGUUGAACAAAGGGUUUGUGCCAGAUACUUUAACUUAUACUACUUUGCUGAAUAGUUUGUGUAGGAAGAAGAAGCUCAGAGAAGCGUACAAACUUCUUUGUAGGAUGAAGGUUAAGGGUUGUAAUCCUGACAUUGUUCAUUAUAAUACUCUUAUAUUAGGGUUCUGCAGGGAAGGGCGUGCUCAUGAUGCUUGUAAGGUUAUUGAUGACAUGCAGUCAAAUGGUUGUUUACCUAAUUUGGUGUCUUAUCGUACUUUAACAAGUGGUUUAUGCGAUGAGGAAAUGUUUGAUGAGGCAAACAAAUACAUGGAUGAGAUGUUAUCAAAAGGUUUUUCUCCCCAUUUCUCUGUUAUUCAUGCCUUAGUUAAGGGCUACUGCAAUGUUGGUAAGAUUGAUGAAGCUUGUAGGGUACUCAGUAAAUCACUAGAGCACGGGGAAGUGCCUCAUAUGGAUAGUUGGGCCAUCAUAGUACCUAGAGUCUGUGAAGUAGAGGAGAAUGUGAGGACGAGGGAUAUUUUGGAAGAAGUUCUGAAGAUUAAAAUAAAAGGUGACACUAGAAUAGUGGAGGCUGGCAUCGGUUUGGAGAAUUACUUGAUUGGGAAGAUACGAGCUAAGUCAAGGGAACGUUAAUAUAUUUCGUCUACAUGUCAUGGCUUACAAUUUGUUUCUGACAUCUGUUUCUUCAUGUUGGAUCCUGCUUAUUUUGUCUCAGGUGAGAUUCAUUGUUGGUAUGGGUACUCUAAUGGCUUCUCGCGCGUCCAUUUGUAUAUAUAUGAUCUUACAUAAAUGUUGUUUUUGGGAUUCCGACGGGCUAAUUUAUACAAUCUAAUCUUCCACAUUAUGUGUUGCAUAAGACGCUUUGACCA
Neltuma alba is the source of this 1733-nucleotide messenger RNA. RefSeq names its product pentatricopeptide repeat-containing protein At4g01400, mitochondrial. Lineage: Eukaryota; Viridiplantae; Streptophyta; Magnoliopsida; Fabales; Fabaceae. The transcript has a single exon. Gene Ontology annotation, molecular function: protein binding. The record is from RefSeq and is a predicted model, not a curated record. The coding region runs from base 70 to 1497 and encodes 475 amino acids.